Molecule: messenger RNA, 1084 nt
Organism: Acanthoscelides obtectus
Lineage: Eukaryota; Metazoa; Arthropoda; Insecta; Coleoptera; Chrysomelidae
Source: the annotation of a GenBank genome assembly
UCACGCACAUACAGUUUGACAUUCGGUCCAUAUAGAGUGCAUGCGGUCGUUUACUUCUGUCAUAUCCAUAACGUCUGCCCACGAUUAACACUUGACCUGGUAAAUUAGCACCAGCCUGGUGUUGGUGCCGCUCAAUUUGAAUACAAUGUUGUUUGUAUCCAAGUUAUGUACAGAAAUUUGUUCACCAUUACCUUAGAUAUAUUACAACAUUUGAGCCAUAAAAAAAUGAAAAAGUAGAUAGGCACAAAACAUGGGAUCAUAAAAAUGUUCUGUUAAAAGCUUUUGUAAUAGCAGGUGCAAGUUGUCAAAGUUUAGUGUUUUUUCUGAUAGAAAAAGAAUUUUCUAAGUAAGGAGCCCACUAUUGUUGUCUAUAAUACGAGUAGAUUUCAUUCAAAAUCCCCCAUAACAGCAAAUUUUUUUAACUUAUUUCCAACAUAAGUUAAAGACGUAAACUUGAUAGCGUUUCAAGAUACGUUUGCAGAACAAGGUAUCGUAUUGGGGUUUUUAUGACUUGGGUGGAUUUGUCACAUACCACAAUGCUUCUAGUAUAUCUGAAUAAACCGUAAAUUGCCGCACACGUAUGUAGCGUAUUGUUUUUUUUGUUGCCUUUGUUUUUGUAGUGUACUUCAUUCUAUCUACACUGAGAACCAAAUUUGCCUGACGGCUUUAGUUCAAUGUGUACGAGGGCAAAGUGUGUUUAGACAUACAGGGUGUAAACGUUAUGAUAGUCAUUAUUUAAAUGGGUGAUAGAGGGGGUUAAAAGAAGCAAAAAGUUUCAUAUAACAUGGGGGUCAAAACGGCAUAUUUUUAGAGAAAAGCGAAUUUAAAGUAAAAUAAAAUCUGACAACGCCGCAAUGCCAGACGAAAAUUUUGACGGAACGCAGUGUAAAUAAAGAUGGAGUUUGUUAUUUUUGGCUCUUAUGUAUUAUUUUAUUAUUUGAUAAUGUACUCGUAAAAUGCAAACGAUUUAAAAAAAACAGACUUACCACUAACUGUCUCAGCGCUUCACCUGGUGUGUGAAAGUUUAUUGAGCGUAAUAAAAAAAUCCACUUAUAAGUAGGGAACACAAUUUUGAUACACACAU